This is a messenger RNA of Trichoplax adhaerens, 1476 nucleotides long. RefSeq lists its product as uncharacterized. The annotation marks the transcript as partial. The transcript is spliced from 15 exons. NCBI's taxonomy places the organism in Eukaryota, Metazoa, Placozoa, Uniplacotomia, Trichoplacea, Trichoplacidae. Gene Ontology annotation, molecular function: NAD+ poly-ADP-ribosyltransferase activity. The record is from RefSeq and is a predicted model, not a curated record.
GUGCAAACUAUUAUAAAGAAAGGAAAAGCACCCGUUGAUCCUGAAUGUAGCCUUAAAUCGUCAUGUCAUGUUUAUGUAGAAGAUGAUGAUAUAUAUAAUGUUAUGCUGAAUCAAACCAAUAUCGAAUUUAAUAAUAAUAAAUAUUACGCUAUACAAUUGCUGGAAGAUGAUAAUGCAAAGCAUUUUCAUGUUUGGACAAGAUGGGGUAGAGUUGGAAAGAAAGGACAUAGCUCGACUUUUGCGUGCGGUAGUGAUUUGGAUAAAGCUAAGUCGAUUUUUGAGCAAAAGUUUUCGGAUAAGACAAGGAAUAACUGGAGCGAUAGAGAAAACUUCGAGAAAGUUCGUGGAAAGUAUGACCUUGUAGCAAUUGAUUACUCAGGAAAUAGUCCAUCUCAGACUUCUUCUAGUGCUGCAAGUUCUCAACAACAGUCAAAAUUAGAGAAAUCAAUUCAGUCACUAUUGGAGCUGAUUGGUAAUGUCCAGAAAAUGGAAGAGGUUGUCAUGGAAAUGAAAUACGAUAUUAAAAAGUCCCCUCUUGGCAAAUUAAGCAAGGAACAAAUUCAGGCGGGAUAUCAAGCUGUUCGAGAUAUAUUAGAUUGUAUCAAUAACAAUGAUACUGGAAAAAAUCUAGUGCAAGCCUGUAAUCGUUUUUAUACCAGAAUACCUCAUAACUUUGGAAUGCGAACACCACCUGUCAUUAGAACCAAAGCUGAAGCCAAGAUGAAACUGGACCUUCUUAAUACUUUAGCAGAUAUAGAAGUUGCUCUAAAGACUAUAAAUGAUAAAAGCCAGGAUGAGGACCCUAUGUAUAAGUUAUAUAAAUCUUUGAAAUGCGAAAUUAAGAGCAUGGAUAAGAAUAAUGAUACCUAUAAGAUAAUUGAUAAAUAUUUGCAAAUAACUCAUGCAAAAACGCACAAUGGAUAUACUAUGAGUAUCUUGGAUAUCUACGAACUCGAUAAAGAUAAGGAAGAAGAAAACUUUAAAGAUUCAGAUAAUAGGAUGCUUCUUUGGCAUGGAUCUCGGCUAGCGAACUGGAUAGGUAUUCUUACUAAAGGCCUCCGAAUUGCACCACCUGAUGCUCCUAGCACUGGUUAUAUGUUCGGGAAGGGUAUAUACUUUGCCGAUAUUUCUUCAAAAAGUGCAAAUUACUGUUUCGCAACAAGAAGUAAUGAUGUUGGCUUAGUUUUGCUAUGUGACGUUUCACUGGGUAAAUCUAGGGAACUACUAGCGGCAGACUAUGAUGCUGAUCAAUUACCCGUAGGCUAUCAUAGUACAAAAGGACUAGGACGAAGCGCUCCUAAUACCACUUCUAAUACAACACUGUCUAAUGGAGUAGUUGUUCCUCUUGGUAAAGUUAUGAAUACUGGUGUUAACAAUCCUGGCGGUUACACACUCAACUAUAAUGAAUACGUUGUCUACAACACAAAUCAGGUCAAGAUGAAAUACUUGGUCAAGAUAAAAUUUAAUUUUAAAUAA